GUAAACGGUAAACCCCAUUCAUUCAUAUACAAACUCUACUUCAUUUUUUUCGGUUUUCAAUCUCCGCCUUCCCAUUUUCGCUCCAGAUCUCUCCUUCGCGGUGAGUCCAGUUUUAAUCUUCUCGAUUCAUUCACAGAUAUUUGAUUAUUUCCUGUUUCAGAUGAUUUCAUCUGUGUGCUUUGAGUAAUCUCCGCAUCCAAAUGGCAUGUGAGGGAGUUCAAACUGAGAAUAAUCGAAUCGAGGAGACGAGUGAGAAGAGGAGAUGGCGAGUAGAGUGGAUCAUGAGUAUGAUUAUUUGUUCAAGAUCGUGUUGAUCGGCGACUCAGGAGUGGGGAAAUCCAACAUUCUGUCGCGUUUCACCAGAAAUGAGUUCUGUUUGGAGUCGAAAUCGACCAUCGGAGUUGAAUUUGCCACCAGAACUCUUCAGAUAGAAGGAAAGACGGUGAAGGCCCAAAUAUGGGACACCGCAGGUCAGGAAAGGUAUCGGGCGAUUACAAGUGCUUACUACAGAGGAGCUGUUGGCGCGUUCCUCGUCUACGACAUAACCAAGAAGCAAACCUUUGACAACGUCCAAAGAUGGCUUCGUGAGUUGAGAGAUCAUGCAGAUUCUAAUAUUGUCAUCAUGAUGACAGGGAACAAAUCUGAUCUCAACCAUCUCAGAGUUGUUGCAGAGGACGAUGGCCAAACUUUGGCCGAGAAGGAAGGGCUCUCGUUCCUCGAGACAUCAGCGCUGGAGGCACUUAACAUCGAGAAGGCAUUCCAGACUAUUUUGACAGAAAUACAUCAGAUUAUUAGCAAGAAGGCAUUGGCAGCACAGGAAGCUGCUGCUUCAACAGCAGUUCCCGGUCAGGGCACAACCAUCAAUGUCAGUGAUUUGUCGGGGAACGCAAAGAGAGGAGGCUGCUGUUCUUCUUGAAACUUUCAGAGAUGAUGUCGAUAUAAAACUUUUGCUCUGUUUACUUUUUAAAAAAUGUUUCUUUUUCCAGAAGUCUUGUAGAAUAUACUGAAAUGUGGCAGUGAAAAGAUGAAUUCGAGACUGAAAAUGCCUUAGUUUUGGGGGUAAAUUUGUUGUGUUGGAAUGAUGAGCUACUACUGAUUUUUGUUGCCUUUGAAAUGACUUUAUAAUACCUCUACAUUUCUACACUUGA
Molecule: messenger RNA, 1148 nt
Organism: Salvia splendens (bonfire salvia)
Lineage: Eukaryota; Viridiplantae; Streptophyta; Magnoliopsida; Lamiales; Lamiaceae
Product: ras-related protein Rab11C
Exons: 3
Coding region: 263-916 (217 amino acids)
Molecular function (GO): GTPase activity; GTP binding
Source: RefSeq, a predicted model, not a curated record